Messenger RNA from Maylandia zebra (zebra mbuna), 2943 nucleotides. Lineage: Eukaryota; Metazoa; Chordata; Actinopteri; Cichliformes; Cichlidae. The record is from RefSeq and is a predicted model, not a curated record.
AACACUGUGUGGUUUCCAUGGAAAAGGCCAGAGAAAUAUGGCGCAAAGGGAGCGUAUAAAUGCUUUACCUCUAUGUCUGUGGUACAAGUGAAAUCGAAGCCAGCUAGUGUAUCGCUGCAAGCUCCACCCUGGAACUCCUUGCUCAGACUCUUCUCAUGUGUAGCCACAAGGAGUGUGCACAGGACUAAAGAGGUCCCCACAUUUCAAGAGGAGACGAAAGCCUUAUUUGGAAAUCUUAUGGACGAAGAAAUGAGUCGCCAGACUGCCACCGCGCUGCCCACAGGAACAUCUAAGUGCCCUCCUUCUCAGCGUGUGCCCACCCUUUCAGGCACCACAGCCUCCAACAGUGACCUGGCGAGCCUGUUUGAGUGUCCUGUCUGCUUCGACUAUGUCCUCCCCCCAAUCCUCCAGUGCCAGUCCGGACACCUGGUGUGCUCCAACUGCCGGCCUAAGCUCACUUGUUGCCCCACCUGCCGAGGUCCCCUGGGUUCCAUCAGGAACCUGGCCAUGGAGAAGGUGGCCAACUCUGUCCUUUUCCCCUGCAAGUAUGCCUCAUCAGGCUGCGAAGUCACCUUGCCUCAUACCGACAAGACCGAGCACGAAGAGCUUUGCGAGUUUCGGCCGUAUUCCUGCCCCUGCCCCGGCGCCUCUUGCAAGUGGCAGGGAUCAUUGGAUGCAGUCAUGCCUCACCUGAUGCACCAGCACAAGUCCAUCACCACACUGCAGGGGGAGGACAUCGUGUUCCUGGCCACAGAUAUCAACCUGCCUGGUGCGGUGGACUGGGUAAUGAUGCAGUCGUGCUUCGGCUUCCACUUCAUGCUUGUGCUGGAGAAGCAGGAGAAGUACGACGGACACCAGCAGUUCUUUGCCAUCGUGCAGCUCAUUGGGACUCGCAAGCAGGCCGAGAACUUCGCCUACCGACUGGAGCUCAACGGGCACCGGCGUCGUCUGACCUGGGAGGCCACGCCACGCUCCAUCCACGAGGGCAUCGCCACAGCUAUCAUGAACAGCGACUGCCUGGUGUUCGACACAUCCAUCGCACAACUGUUUGCUGAGAACGGCAACCUGGGAAUCAACGUCACCAUCUCCAUGUGCUAAAAACUUUGAAGAGAAGAGGAUUUAAAAAAAACAAACAAACAAGUUACAUAUUGUUAGGGGGCAUUUUUUUUUUCUUUGUUUUCUUUUUUUUAUUAGACCUCACAGUGCCCCACCCCUCUCUGCCUCACUCCUUCAGACAUGGAUUUGGACUGUCUAAUUAGGCAGCCAUGGAGGCCUGGGGGGGGGGGGGGCUGAAUGUUUGGAUGGAUGAGUGGAGGAAAUGAAACAAAAUAGCAUAACUGUGUAGUGACGGCUAUAGACUUGGAAACACAUUAUGUGAGACCCAUGCGGGGCCUCGCCCUCUGUUCGUCGUAAACGCGGACACAAACUGUCAAACUCCCUUCCUGGCCACGUGUCCCUGUCUUAGAGUGAUUUCUCACAACUCAUUCUCAUCGCACUCUCUCUCUCACACACACUCACACACUCACACACACACACACACACACACACAUUUCAGACACUACGGCUCUUCCCGAGCGGAACGUGGAAGGGGCUCCAGUCCCUGACUUGAAGGAUCAAGCUAUAGUUCAAAACGGACUCCUGGUCAGUGCUGGAGUGCUUGCAAGACAGCUAGCACUUCCUGUUUGUAAUCCACCUCAGUACCCCUCAAGUCCCCCCACACUUUCCCUCACUCGGACUGGAACGGUUCCCACGCUCCCCACCCUCGCAGGGCUAUGGCUGUGGCUGCUAUUGACUAUUUCAAACUGGAACCCUGAGUCCCUAAAAAUCUUUAUCUAAAAUGUAUCUUCGCCUGUGACUGGGGAUCAUCACUCACAGACAUGAAUGGCUGUAGCACCCCAAUCCCCAAGUAACGUCCAGGAAAAGAAGCUUGGAUCUGUGUAAAGGGUCCCGGGAUUACUACAGCUGUGCGAGCUCGUUUUGCUUUCUUCUGCUCCACACCGGUUCCUCCCCCCAAAGCUAAAGAUUGAGCAUCGGAUGCUUGUUAUUAAAUUGUUGACUGUCAUCAUCAAUUAUUAAACUUUGCUGUCAUACUGGUUGGAUGUAAGAAGGCCCUCAGCUACGUCAGCCCUGGAGUUUUAUUUUCAAAGUGGACACAUCAACGGCUUUCUGACAUGCCAAACGCACAUUGCUCUUUGCAUUACAGGCUCUGUGUGCAGGUGUAAUAAAUUGACCUAGGAACAAAGGGGUCCUUUUUGUUUUUUAGAACAAGGAGGAAAAAACCUAAACACUGCAUUUCAGUUGGAAGAAUUAUUUCUCAAGUCUAUUUCUUUGGAACUAUUAGUGGGUUUUUUUUGUUUUGUUUUUUUGUGUGCGCGCGUGUGCACUGUCUUUGCUGAAAACCUGCUCAUUUUCUCACGUCUCUUUCGUUUGUGCUCGGCCUCGUUUCUCUGUCUGCCCGUGUCUGCCUCACCGAUUGACUGAUCACCCAACAAGGAAUGAGGGACAGUUUCUACCGUUACAAUGUUGCUAUUGUUAUUAUUACAUGGAGAUUAUGACAAUUAUCGGUUUUUGUAUUGAAUUUUAAAAACAAACAUUAAAAGGCAAUUGUAAAAGUUGUGGCUAAACUUCAGUGUUUGUAGUUUAAAAAAAAAAAAAAAAAAAACAAGUUGUCAUUCUAUUGAAGGUUUCUUUUCUUCCAGAGUUGGGUUGCUUUAUUUUAUUUUCUCUUCAUUUAUUUGUCUCGCUGUCCUCUCAUUUGUGUGGUAAGUCUUCCCCCUCGAGCCCUUUUUGUUUUUGUUUUUUUGUUCAAGGAUUGAGGGAGUUCAAGCCAAUCAUCUCUCCAUUUCUCCUCAUGUGGAGUCUCAGUAAUGUUGCUGCUCUCCCUGAAGUCCUCCACUUCUGUUUUAAUUUGUCAUUAAAUAAAUCUAUCUUUUUCAUACUCUG